GGGAGUGAAAGCUCUCGCCUCACAAUCACUUCAGCUGCAGAUGAAGAAAGUCUCGCGGACGCGCAAAACGUUAAAAAGGCUUCAAAACGAUUAAAACAACCGCGAAACGGCUCGAGUGGCGAGUUUUUCUAAAACACGAAACGUCUCGCUACCGAUACCGCUACUGUCGGACCGCGGGCUGCUGAAGGGAGCGAGGAAACCAGCCCGUAGCUGCUGCAGAGGAUGAGCAAACGACCGAGCCCGAAUUCAGCUUCUGCAGCGGAGAACUUUCGCGCCUUUUUCUGAUUUUUUAAACCACCAACGUUCGAUUUGGAAUCCUAACGUUCGCUCCGCUGUUUAACCGCUCCCCGCUUACGCUUCUAACGCCUCGUCAUGUUUUUUACUCUUUAUUUUAUUCAGCACGUGAAGCCCGAGUCGCGAAUAAGCUCCGAAACAGUUCAGCGGGGACGAUAACGUGUCGUUAAAGUGCUUAUUUGUAACACUUGAAGCUUGAAUUUGGGAUUUUUGCUUGUCGGGAAGGCUGAGGAUUUUGAGUCGUUUUUCAGAGGUUGUGCAGCUCUCUGCUGGUUUACAGACACACAGUGAGGAUCAUGCUGAUGAAGGAGUACAGGAUAUGCAUGCCACUGACAGUGGAGGAGUACAGGAUCGGGCAGCUGUAUAUGAUCAGUAAACACAGCCACGAGCAGAGUGACCGAGGAGAGGGAGUGGAGGUGGUGCAGAACGAGCCCUUCGAUGACCCCACGCAUGGUCACGGCCAGUUCACAGAGAAACGUGUCUACCUCAAUAGCAAACUGCCCAGCUGGGCAAGAGCAGUGGUGCCCAGAAUCUUCUAUGUGACGGAGAAGGCAUGGAACUAUUACCCUUACACAAUCACAGAAUACACAUGUUCGUUUUUGCCAAAGUUCUCCAUCCACAUAGAAACCAAGUAUGAAGACAAUAAAGGAAGCAAUGACAAUAUCUUUGAUAGUGAGCUGAAGGACCAGGAGAGAGAAGUGUGUUUUGUAGACAUUGCUUAUGAUGAGAUUCCAGAGCGCUAUUACAAAGAGUCAGAGGACCUGCGCUAUUUUAAAUCAGAGAAGACAUCUCGCGGCGCGCUGCAGGAGGGGUGGCGGGACACACAGGAGCCCAUCAUGUGCUCCUACAAACUUGUUACUGUCAAGUUUGAGGUGUGGGGCCUUCAGACACGUGUUGAGCAGUUUGUGCACAAGGUGGUGCGGGACGUGCUGUUGCUGGGCCACAGGCAGGCCUUUGCCUGGGUGGAUGAAUGGAUUGACAUGACAAUGGAUGAGGUAAGAGAGUUUGAGCGUACGAUCCAGGAGGCCACCAACCAGAAGAUCGGAAUGUUCCCUCCAUCCAUUUCCAUUGGGGAGACUCCGCUCUCGUCUCUGGCUCCCAACGGUCCGGCUAGCGCCCCAUCCACCCCACUGUACACUGACGCCCCAGAGUUCCUCUCCGUUCCCAAAGACCGCCCUCGCAAGAAAUCCGCCCCAGAAACCCUCACUCUGCCUGAACCCAUCCAAUCAGAGUCCACUGCUGCCUCCGAUCCCGCAGAUAAUCACUCCUCCCUCAGCCCCGAGCACACUCAGACGGAGUGAUUUGAGACCCACCUCCUCAUGACUUUUUUCCUGCUAUAAGGAUCAUCUAAACACAGUUCAUCUGCCUUCCUCAUUCCACAUAUUCCUGUAAUAAUGGUGGACUCCAUUAUUACUAGAGUAUCUUAGCAGAUCUGAUCUCUGACCCUGUAAAUGGGCUUCCUGCCUUGACUCAACAGUUUCUAAUUUUUCUGUUUUAAAAGUACCAAUAAUGUUGUAUUGCUACAUUGCUACAGUUAUCAGUAAUGUUUGAUUUUGGCAUGAAGGUCACUUGUAGAGACCUUGUAGCUGUUUUUACUUUUCCCUUCUUUUUACUAUGAAAUCAUCACAAUCAAUUAGGAGACUAUCCACAUGUGGCCUAAAUAUGGUUGCCUUUUACAAUUCCAAAGCAGACAUCCCAAGCACAGCUAUGGGUUAGGGUGAAUUGUCAUUUUACAAAAUAUCAUCUCACUCCUCACUUGUAGCCAUAUCAAUUACAAUCUGUUACAAUCAUCAGACAGAAAGUAUCUUCAGAGUAUCUCACUCACUUUUUGCAGUCAGAGAUGCACACAUGCAACACCAGACCAAUCAAACUGCUUCUCAGGACUUUAGAGGUCCCAGCCUUUCAAAUGCUAUGGCAGGACAUAAAGGCCCAAUCCUGUUUCUCAUUUUUACCCCUACCUGUUGUUUUCCCCCUGUGAACUGAGUUACAAGAGGUAAAAAGUGGUUAAAAUCCUCCCACUAAGAAAAUAGCGAGCCCUCUAUAAAUAUGAUAAAUUGUCAAAAUAAAGAAAUUAAAAAGAACACUUCUUAAUGAGCAGGAUACUAGCAGUGCUCUAUAGACAAAACUGCCACUCUAUCAGCAGUGGAGCAGUAAACAACUUUGCUGCUGUGCUUUAGUCACAUUUAGAAAAUUGGAUCUCUUUUUUUUCGUCCACUGAAAUUUAUAGGAUGAACGAGAGCCAGUGCUAAAAUUUGUUUGUUUUAUGUUUUCUGUUCCAUCUUAAAUGCAUCAGUCCCAGUAACUGCUGCAGUACUGUUAAAGGUGGAACUGGAAAUGUAGGUUUCUGGCUACAGAGACAUAAUACUAGCGAUUUUCAUGCUUAAUAAUACUUUGAAACUACGCUAAACUAAGAUAAUGCAAUGGUUAUAGAAUUUUUUAAAGCUCACCUUCCGUCGUUUUUUCUUUCAUUUUAAAAUGUCUAGUUGUGGUCUCUAGUAUGAAUGAAUGACAUGUGAGCCGUUUUUGUAAAAAAAAAGUGCUCAGGUGUCUCUGUAUAGCUCUUUUUUAAUGGACUGUUUUAGGGGUGUGUCCAAAAUGACCGGAUUCCAGCUUUGCUCAUGAAUAUUCAUACAUGCAAACAGCAUGCAAAUAUCUCUCCUCUGAUUGGCUAGGAGCACUGCGACGCCCCUCCGCCGCUCUGCCGCUCACUGCCUCCCACCUCCUAACUGAUGAGCGGUGAUGUUGCGUCGCUUCAGCUCCGCCUCUGGGAGUUUCUCGAGCCAAGGUGGGCUGGUCUGUGAGUUUCUGCCUACGUAGGCAGAAAGAUAAUUCAAAAUUCACCCGUUUUUCGGAGGGGGGGAGGGGGGAUUUCUUUGCUUAGCUCCUGCAGACAAUGGGGGCUGCAAAACAGUUUAAUGUGCAGGUGUACACAUUCAACUCGGAGAGACCUACUGUAUUCCACAAAAAACAAGAAAAAUCGGAUUUUCGCGGAAGGUGAGCUUUAACAAAGAUAUAAGCAGUCCUAUUGCCAGAGAUUUUUAAUGUGUGCCUCUGAAAAAUCUUAGUUUGGAGAUGCCAUGCAGUCCUAACACUUUACCCUACCCCUCUUUCCCAACAAGAAUUACCGUAUUUUUUGGACUAUAAGGCGCACAUAAAAUCCUUUAAUUUUCCCAAAAAUCGCCAGUGCGCCUUUAAUCUGUUGCACUUUAUGGAUGAAUUCUACCAAUCAGUUAUUAAGGAGCAGUAACGCCACUCUGCUGAAGUGCAACAUUAUAAGGGUGAGUUUUCAGUGAAGUUUCUUCAGAGCUAAGGCUGGGUGCAGCAGCAUUAGAAUUAGCCGUUCAGAUGCGAGUAUAUUGGACUGUAGUCUCCUGGGAGGAACUGCUAGCUGAUAGCACCCUGGGUUACUGGAACCCGUUCCUCAGGCUAGCACAAUUGUGCGGCAUUUACGCCCCGCUAAGACGAAAUAUUGAAAAUCUAAGCUUACAGUAAAUAAACUGAAGCGCAAAUAAAUAAUAACUAUUAUCGCUUAAUGCGCCUUAUAAUCUAUAAGUGCACCUUAUAGUUCGAAAAAUAUGGUAAAAAAAAAACCUACUUCUUUCUAUAUUUGAGCAUGAAAAACAUAGGGGUAGAGCUAAGUCAUAGGGGCAAGGGGUGGAAUGGGAUUGGGCGAAAAAAAGAUCUCAGACUUUCUAAAUGUACAGCAGCCCAGGUUUCCAGCCAGGAUACCUGACCUGAGCAUUUCAGACCCUAUAGGAAUAAGCCAAUCCAACUUUUCAGACUCUGAUAUCUGAUGAUAUGAUAUGCUCUGUUCAGGCAUGUGUGUUUGUUUUAUUAAACUUCUUAUACAUAACCUACGUAAUGUAAAUAUAAGGAGGCUAAUAUACAGUAGUGCACAGGCAUGGUCAACCACCAAAACUCAGUUUAGGACUGAGCCUUUUUAAAUGUUUCUGUAGAAGAAUCCUUAAACAAUAUUGCACCAUUGCACCCAGUUCUAAAGCUAUUCGAUGUGACUAAGGAAAUAAGCAUAUUGAAUGUGGAUCCGUCCAUAUCUGAUUCAUUUAAUAAGGUCUAUGGCUGCGUCCAGAAACUUUUGCUGCUCCUCCUCUCCUACUCCUCCUUUCCUACUCCUCCUCUCCUACCCCGGAAGAAGGUGGAGGAAUCGAGGAGUGGAGAGGAGGAGGAGGAAUGGAGGGAAGGAGCUGUAAUUGGGGAAAUGGGACAGCUGAUCACUUUUAGAUAGAAUGUUGACUACCGAUGAACUGAGCCAAUCACAACGCUCACUUUCAGCACAUGCCGGAAACUGCCCAGCCAAUCACAGCUUCUGGAUAAAGCUACACACACAAAAAUAAAUACGAGAGAUCAAUAAACACAAUUCCACAUUUUAGAGAUCAAGCUUCAAAGUACAGCCUGAUGAGCCAUUGAUGAAGGAUGCAUAUGUAAAUAUUAAAUUAUUUUAAUAGUAAAAUAUGAUUUAAUCGAAUUUAAUAAAACAAAUAACAACUAUUAAUUAAUGAUUAAUUUAAUAAUAAAUAUAUUAUUUUGCAUACAUUUUGAAGUGAAAAAUAUUAGAUUAAACAGCAUCAAUGGAACAUUACUAUCACACAGCUAAAUAUUCAAAUAAAAUCCUGCUUACUCCCAGGCAUUUUGGACGCAUUUCUCUGGCAAGAUAUAUAUAAAUCUAUAUAUAUAAAUCAAAAUAUGGGAUCAUUUUUACUGAGCAUACAGCUUAUAUGAACUAAAAAGUAUAUUACUGCUUUACUGGCUCUUUAGUUAGACAAGGAACCUAGUUAAUUAAUAUGUUUAUGACGUAUAUUUGUGCGUUCCCUUCUCCAUUCCCACGAGCUCUGUGGGCGUGGAUGCAGUGAUGUCAUUCAAAAAUCCCUAAAAGUCUUCCGGAGUAGGAAGCUUUUAUGUUCCCUCCGUUGGAAGCCUCCUAGAGGAGAAUUUUAAGCGGCUUCUUUCGUCUCCUACGGUAUUCGGACAGGCGGUAAGAUGGCGUCAAGAAAUCAGUUUCCGGGUCACGGAGGAGAGGAGGAGGAUCGGUAGGAAAAAGGAGACACUUUUGGGGUUUCUGGACGCAGCCAUUGUUAGCUAUUAUUAUUGAUGCCAAUAAUAAUAGCCGGGGCACAAAAUUUAAAUUUAUAUGCCUCUGUGGACUGACACAGCAAACGAAUAAAAGCACCUCCUGUUGUUUCUUGUUAGAUUAUAGAAACAGCACAACUGACAAUCGAAUGAUUAAUGAUCAGCUUCACAAAUUUAAUCUGAAUGGAAAAGUACUUUGUAUAAACCCAUAGGGUAGAAAAUCAUUAGGGAUCAUGGAUUACAGUAUAUUUCAGGGCAUAAUCAGUCUUGCAUACCAUUCAUUUCUUUGACAUUAAAAUUUUUUUUUUCUAAGAUCAGGGUCAGUGGGUUAAGAUGUUUUAGGGGAAUUUGUCCACAUUGCUGAGAGGAGAUUAUUACUGUCUGCAUGUAUGAAGAAAAUCAAAGUAGCCUUAUGAGCCUAACCGUCGCUGAUGUCUCUGGAUGCCUGAUGACUUUGCUUCCAACUUUCAGAAUAAUACCAGAUAUACUUGCACAAGUAAAUAUGUAUAAAAAAUAGACUUUACAUUUUUCAGACUUUUUUCAGCUUAGCAAGUUUGUGCACAUUCUUAACUCGAGGGAAAUCCUUAAGGGGUGGAGCUUGACCCAAGAGAGCAUCCAUGUUUUUGGCUACAUUCUUUUAAAGCUUAGUGAAGUAGCUGCUCUUUCUCCUUGAAAUCAAUUGUAGAUGGGGUGUAUUACAAGCUGCAUGGACUGUUCACAGGCUAAAGCCAUGUGCAUAUGCAUUUAAGAGGCAGGGAUUGCUGGCGAAUGCAAGGUGGAUUAGAUGGUUUUAUAAAAACUAAAGUGCAUCAAAAUUGAAACUGAGCAUGCUUUGAUUGAAACAGUGGCUCCAACAGUGCCUCUGCAUGCAAGUGUAAAUAAAUAAAUAGACAAACCAAGUAAAUAUGUCUGUAUACCAAAAUCUCUAACUUUUUAAUGGUUUAAAUCUUAGUUUAAGUUCUUGUUAGAUGGUUCGCCUUUUUGUGCUGUUUUUGUAUCUUAGUUGUUUUGUUUUUUUAAUGAUUAGUAGAAUUAUAUUUAGUGUUAUUUUUCAGUAGUUGUAAAUUGACUGCUGUGUUUUAAAUCAGUCUGAAGCACCUUGAAUGAGAUAUUCAAACUUGAGCCCAGAGCCAUUUUUGACAUAAAAAGAAAGAAAAAAGGAAAAAAAAAAAACAGAAAACAAAACUUGACCAUGCUGCUACUCGAGUCCUUACAGCUGCGUUAGUAUUCCUCAGCCAAAUUCUCUAAUACAGAGAAUGGUUCAGUCUUUUUGUUCUGAUAAUCAAGUUUAGUUUAGCCACUUUCGACUUUCGAAUUUGUCAACAGGAUUAAAACCUACAUGUCUUUGGAUUUUUAUUCUCGCUAUACAGUCAUGUAGUCAUGAAAGAAAUUGUGACACCCAAUUAAAACCUUUUCUACACUGCCUGGCCAAAAAAAAAAUCGCCACAGAGUCCAGAUCUUAACCUCAUUGAGAAUCUUUGGGAUGUGCUGGAGAAGGGCUGCUUUGUGCAGUGGUCAGACUUUACCAUCAUCAAUGCUGCUGAAAAAUUAAUGCAACACUGGAUUGAAAUAAAUCUUGUGACUAUGCAGAAGCUAAAGGUGAUCCAACAAGAUUUUAGAGUGUGAGGCAAUUUUUUUUUUUUACCAGGCAGAGUAUUUUUUUAACAAGUUGAUUAAUAUGGACACUUGAACAAAACUGAAAGAUGCAAGUGACAUAACUAAACAGAAAACUGUGGGAAAAAGUUACACACCUACAUUUUUUACUACUAAAAAUGUUUAAAAUUAGAAUCAAUUGCAGCACAUAGUUAUAAUGGAUUUUGGAGUCCGUUUUAGUGAAACGGGAUUCACUCUAAAGAAGUUUGUGGAUGCAGAAGAGAGUGAGACAUUAUUUAAAAAGAUCUCAGAACAAUUCUAAAUUAGCCAUUAUAUUGUUCUCUACAUCAGGCCGUCCUAACAAGUUCAGCCCAAGAAGAAUUGUACAACUGUCCUGAAACGUCGUUGCAGGACAUACAGGGGGCUCACUUGCUAAUCAAAGUUAUUGAGGUACCUGUAUCCAGUCGUGAAUCUUGAUCACCUUCAGCAUUCUUGUUUUUGUUUUUUAUUCAAAUGUCCAUAUUUAUUUAUAUGUUACAAGUUUUUAUUGGGGUUCCAGUUUCAGGAAUGGGUUCAUACCAACCAAGAGAGAGCACGGCCAGCUGGGCACAAGACAUUGUAGUGAUUACAACUUGUUGCAGUAGGUCUACCACAAACCCAGCUGGCCAGAAACAACAUUGUCUAAUCUGGACUUUAAAAACUGCAGUACAUUAUCUGAACCCCCAGUGUAUUAAAAUAGCACCUGGAAUUUCAACAGAUACAAUCUAACUUACAUGGCACUGCAUAUGUACCUUUGCACCACAAUCCCAGGGAUAUGUUUCUAUUGAAGGCCGUUGUGCUUCUUUCUUAAAUGGGCUUUGUAAAUAUGGUAUUUUUUUGUUUGUUUGGGUGGGAGGGAGGGGUUGCUGUGGGAAUUUCGAUUUGCUAUGUGAACGUAAAGUGGAAGAAUUUGGAGUAGAUCUCCUGUGCAGAGUUGUGAAGAUAUUUUUUGUUUGUUUGUUAAUUGAACGAUUGUUAUAUCACCUUUUUUGCUUAAAAUAGUCAUUUUCUGUUGAAUUGCAGAUGCUGUUAUAUAUCGCUAUGAUGCACAGAACGAUUCAUGAAAGUGAGCCAGAUUCAUUCUUAUAUUGACUAGCUUUGCUCUUCUUUUAUCUGUUUGAAUUAUUAUUAAACAUAUUUUCCUUUUGUUUUAAAAACAAGCAAGACAAGUUAUGAAAUAUAAGUGUUGUCAUUUUGUAGUUUAUUUUGUAAAUUCUUGUGAACAGUGCUUGCAGUUGAUUUCUCUGUUAUGUUGCAUAUCAGCUUCGCUCUUUUCUUUCCUCCGUGGCCAGAUUUUGUCUAGUUUGAGCUGCACCUUUAAGGCCAGUGCUGUUCACAACAUGAUUCAACUAAUCUAAUCAGCUCUGUUACAGAUCUUAAAUUGUAAAGAGAACUAUUGAAAGGGGGGGGGGGGGGUAUCAACAGCUGGCAUUUCACAAGUUUAGUAUCUUUAAAUACGGCAUUUGCCCUUUAUUUUUUCUGAACAUUUUAUGACAAAUGGACCAAGAGUUGUGGUCCAAAAAUACUCUUCUGGUCACUUUUUCUUCUCCGAUGUUUUAGAGCUUAAUCUUAUGAUACACAGUCUGUGCAGUGUGCUGUGAACUGGCACAUUGGUACAGUUACUGAUAAAGCUAUAUAUUAAAAUACUGUUUUAAUAUAAUAUGUUGCAUAUUGUAAGUUUUCUUGCUUAAUGCACAUUCUUAGCCCAGAUCUGAUUUGUCUGACAUGAUGGAUCACAUUCACAUUAAUGUGAAUGGCCCAUGUUUGUUUUUAGUUUGUUUUGGGGCAUUUUCACACCUUUUUCAGAAUUUUAAAUCUGGUUAAAUCUGACUCUAGUUCUUUUUGGCUCUUUUUGCUAAAGGGCAGGACUUUAUUGCAAAAUAAACAAUGGGUUAAGCAUUACGAGAACUCCUAAUCAUAUUUCAGCUCGUGGUUGUUCUCAUUAAAUAACAUCUCUGGCCUGGAUUUUUCCUUGUGUGAAAACAAACCAAACUAAUGGUAAAAUGCAAUGGUAAUUUGCACCAGCAACUGAACUAUAGGUGUAAAAACGCCCUGACAACAUACCCUAAAGUGCCCCAUGUGUCCAAAGCCAAAUCAAUUUUACUAUGUGAAUAAAACAAAUCAGGCACAACAGCUGCUGAACUGACAGCACAACUGGCACCUUUUUUUUCCAUGAAGAUAGUUUAAGUCUUGCUGGAGACUGAACUGCAAAGAGAUCUGGCCAUUAGGUUUAAUUGGCCACAACGUAUGAAAAAAAAAGUUCAGAAUUAAUUUGAUAAUUUGAAGUAUCUUUUUUCUAUUUUUUUAAAGCAAAUUGAUUUGUGCCUAAUAAUGUGAACAGUAUGGAUUUAAGUCAUGAUGAAAAAAAAAAUACCCAAACCUCAGGUUACAUCAUUUUUCCUGAGUUUCAAACUGGUAAUAACAACAAAGCUUGAAAAUUCUACUCAGUAGCCUGUAGUUUUGGUAUGUUAAUAAAUAAAAAUCCUACAGCCAUAAGAACAGAUUCCCAAUAUUGUUUGAUUUCUGUAAGAAAUUUAAAUAUUUAAGCAUUCUCAGGCAAUUGAAAUGCUGUUAGUUGCACUUAUGUGAUUCAUUUUAAAUAAAGGUUAGUUUUCUAGUGGUCCUCAACAUUUUCACACUUAGGGAUAGAUUUCUUUAGUGUUGUUUUUAAAAGCAAGCCCUGAGAAAGAGGACCAAGCUUUUCAUUUCUCAUGAAGCUGUAGCUGGUAAUGAUGUCAUGUUGAUAUAGUUUCUUUGUCAACUACAAAGUGCCAUCCUUUUUGGACUAACAAAUGGCCUCUCUGGGUUCCUGUACUCUGGUGUAUUUUUACGGACCUUAACUAUUAUUUUGUUCUGAUUCAUUGUAAUUAUUGUUUCUCUAUUGAUUCUCUUUUCUUAAUUCUUGUAGCGAAUAAAAUUUACUUGCUCUUA
This is a messenger RNA of Astyanax mexicanus (Mexican tetra), 9942 nucleotides long. RefSeq names its product phosphatidylinositol transfer protein cytoplasmic 1. The transcript has 10 exons. Gene Ontology annotation, biological process: phospholipid transport. The record is from RefSeq and is a predicted model, not a curated record. The coding region runs from base 591 to 1595 and encodes 334 amino acids. Lineage: Eukaryota; Metazoa; Chordata; Actinopteri; Characiformes; Acestrorhamphidae. Gene Ontology annotation, cellular component: cytoplasm. Gene Ontology annotation, molecular function: phosphatidylinositol transfer activity; phosphatidylinositol binding.